AUGGGCUCCGAUGACCGAAUACAGUAUUACGCGACGCCGGACGCGCCGUUCCGUCAACCGAAAUCCCGUAACGAAAACCCGAACGAAAAUCCGCCCCGGUACGUGGCAAUAGCGACAACGGCAACGCCGUCGGCUCGCCGUUUGCGUACAUUGUACGCGCGGCACGCGUUAAUCCCGGACACGUCUCGAUGCCGUGCUCACGAGUGUGUACUAUGCGUAGCCGUGGCGUACACAUUACGCAUUGCGAAACAAACCGUUCGAGUACAAUCGAGCGUCCCGACGGACCGUGUCUUUGUGCGGCGUACGAUCGCGACGAAUUUAUCGACUACACGCUAUACGGGGUAA
Molecule: messenger RNA, 345 nt
Organism: Cinara cedri
Lineage: Eukaryota; Metazoa; Arthropoda; Insecta; Hemiptera; Aphididae
Source: the annotation of a GenBank genome assembly